GGGAGGCGGGCAGGGGCAGCAGCCGCGGCGGGACUGCAGCAGCCGCCGCCGUCGCCGCUCCGGAGGACUGGGAAAGGAAUGCAACAGAAGGCCUUUGAGGACAGCAAAUCCACGUGGCAGGAAUCACUGGACCAUGCCGGGGCCCACAUGCCCUUCCGCUGCCCACGGUGCGGGGACCACGCCCGGUUUAGGAGCUUGUCCUCCCUGAGGGCCCACCUGGAGUACAGCCACGCCUUCGAAGACCGAAGCCUCCGGCCCCAAGGUGGCUUCUUCUCUCCCCUCAAGGGUGUCCGGGCCACCUCCUCCCACCACCCCGAGACUCAGGGAACCUUCCGGGAUGUGGGCAGCCACGGCGUCCUGAAGCCACGGCUCUCCUACCUGGACUUCUGCGAGCCGGAAGAGCCUCCGCCCAGGAGGCCCCUGGUGGGAGAGGCGGAAUGGCCGGCUGGCCUGGGAACGGGCCCGGCCUCGGCCGAGACGGCCUGGGACCCCACCUGGAAGGCCGUGGACUCCGGCGCGUCCUUCGAGGCCCACGUCCGGGAGAAAUUCAACCACAUGGUGGAAGCCGUGGACAAGACCAUCGAGAGGCGGAUUGAGAACCUCUCCCGGGAGCUCUCCCGGAAGACAGCCGAGCUCCUGGAGGUCCGGGCAGCCUUCGUGCAGCUCUCACAGAGGAAGCAACAGGUGCAGCGCCGCGAGCGGGCGCUCAACCGGCAGGUGGACGUGGCGGUGGAGAUGAUCGCGGUGCUGCAGCAGCGGCUCACCGAGUCAGAGGAGGAGCUGCACCGCAAGGAGGAGGAGGUCGUGACCUUUAAUCACUUCCUGGAGGAAGCGGCUGAGAAGGAGGUCCGUGGGAAAGCCCGACUGGAGCGUUUCAUCGAGAACCUGCUGCAGCGGGUUGACCAGGCGGAGAAGCAGCUGGAGAAGUACCAGCAUCAGCAUCUGCUGGGCAGCUCUGGAGACCUCGACCAACAUCUGUUUACAGAUCUGUCAUCUUUCAAGAAAGCCAGGUGCCUCUGGGGGUACCCAAACAGUCCUGGUAGUCCCCCUGACCCCAAACCUCAUUCGCUUCAGAAAGGGCGGCUCUUCCUGAAGAAAGCCAAGGAUGAGAGACUUGGAGGUGGCCCCCACCCCAUCAAGUGGCUGCAUGAACCCGCGGAAGGCUGCACUUGGGACACGGGGAGGCCCCAGAAGAAGGCCGAGGGAGCCAACAACAUCGCCCGGAAGGUGAACGCAAAAUCCAAGAUCGGCAAAAAGAGCAAACCGCUUUACUGAGGGCGCCCGUACCUCCCUCUGGUUACGCAACGCACGUGUGUGUUACCGUGUGGAUGCGUGUGGCUAGAGAGAUCGAUCGAUCCGGAGUCCUAACGUCAUUCGCUUUUGAUCAGAACCAGAAGGUCCCUCUGGGGCUCUGCGGAGGUUGGCCUGGAGCGGGAGUCCCCAAACUUGGCCACUUUAAGACGUGUGGACUUCAACUCCCAGAAUUCUCCAGCCAGCAUAGUUUACUCUCUUCUAAUCCCUUCCUCUGCAAUC
Notechis scutatus (mainland tiger snake) is the source of this 1533-nucleotide messenger RNA. It is a transcript of the gene ZNF365, whose product is annotated as zinc finger protein 365. Gene Ontology annotation, biological process: regulation of double-strand break repair via homologous recombination; regulation of neuron projection development; regulation of DNA strand resection involved in replication fork processing. NCBI's taxonomy places the organism in Eukaryota, Metazoa, Chordata, Lepidosauria, Squamata, Elapidae. The record is from RefSeq and is a predicted model, not a curated record.